AAAUAUUUAAAAGUAGUGCCAAAUGUUAAUGUCACACGGAACGUAGUCAAGGUGACAACAUUAUAAUUCUAAUUUAAAGUCGAAGGUUCAAACUUCAAAACUUCAAUUUCAAUUUAUCAAGUUACCAACAGCCAAUAAAUUACAAACAAAAUAAAUAAAACGGUUGUUUAUGUGCGUUGAGUAUUGUAGAAUUACUUUUUAUAUUAAGUGGCAAGUGCAAAAAAUUACUUAUAUCAUACAAAUAUAAUGGCUUUAGUUUAUUUUCGAGUAACAUUGUGGAAUUUCUGUGAUGAGUGAGACCGACGACACCGAUGUGCUUUUGCUGAUACCACCCAAUUUCUUUCUAGUUUAUAGCUCAGGUUCUGAGGAUUCUUUUCUCGAAUCCUCUAGAACAGUAGUUCAUAAACCUGUUUCUUGCACUGCUCAAGUCAUUGGCAAACUGGUUGACCAAGUCCAGUCUCUAGAAUCCCGUUUGGAAUCGUUAGAACUGGACACAAGUAACGCAUUUUCUAGUGUUGGUUCUGCUAAGCGUAAGGUAUGGGAUUUGGAAAGUCUUGACAGUCGGAGUCUUGAUCGAAAAUGUUUCACUUUCCCGCGCAGACGGCGUCGUAAACUUAGAAAAGAAAGAACUAAAGACGUCUCUUUGACCAGUCUUGAUACAGUCACUACUAAUAAUAAUAAUAUUUACUCAUUAAAAUAUAAGACCGAUCUUGAAUAUAAGCGUAUUGAACAUUUAAAUGACGCCCAAAGCAUGGACGGAGACAUCAGCAGCAUAGUAUCCACACCUAGUAAAAAGAACGACAGACUUCUUCUUCAUGAGAUAGAUGAGUUCCUCACAAAGGUCGAGUCUUAUGAUAUACCAGAACCAAAAAAGGAACAGAGCGUAAGUCCCGAAAAUGUUAUCAAAGCAACAGGUGAUUAUUUAUCUCAAAAACUGGAAACCAAGAAUAUGGAUGAAGUCCAAUUACCAAGUGGCCGUAUAGUGCCGAGUACGGUUCUCGAUAAAUAUAUUUAUUUGGUUAAAAACAGCGGCAACCAAGCUGUACAAAGCACAUCAUCGAAUGUACGAUCCGACAAUGAUGUUACAAGUUAUACUGCGCCUUCGAGGGCUAAACAAGACACAAAAUCCCCUAGCAUUAGAAGAUUGAAUUUUGCUGAAAGUAGAGAUGUACAACCUACAUCAACACCUAAAAAAAAUACGCAAAUUAGUUCGAAUUAUUCAGACUCAUUCAAACCAUCUUCAAAUAAGAUCCUAGACAGAGCUUCAAAAGUGUUAGAACAUUAUAAGUCACAAAGCUAUAGCCAUAAUACUCAAAGUUCCGUAACAGAUGCUAGUGAAGUAAUAUCUUUAAAGAGAGAACAAUUUAAAAUGCCACAAAUGAGACCGUUUGAUUUAGAUAACAGGAAUUUUAAAAUUGACUCAAUAGAUACAGAUUUGUUGAGUUUAAGUGAACUUUGGGGGGAGAAAGGAGAUAGAGUUGAGAAAGUGGAAAGUAUAAAAUUGGAAGAAGAGAGAUUAAAACGAGAGCACUGUGAAGCAAUGAUCCAGCAGUUGCAAAGGAAAGUACUAGAACAGCAAGAAAAAAUAGCAGUGGCUCUAAAAGUAGACAGAGCAAAAGAUACUGCGAUCAACAAGCUCAGAGAAGCAUGGCUCCGACUCACUGGCAGCCUUGAUAGAGCCGAAGAGAGACACCGAUCAGCCCUGGACAAAAUGGUUCAUGAAGUAGAAAACUUUAAAAUGGUUGCUGGUGAAGCACAAAAGAAAACAAACCAAUUCGAAACAGAACUGUACAAAGCACUCGACCUCGCUCAUGAUUACCAAGAUAAAUGUAAAAAAUUGACAGCGGAGAAGAAUGAAUUACAAGAAAAUAUGAAAAAAAUUAUCGAAGAUAAAGAUGAUGCCAUUAACUCGAAAGAAAAAGAAAUGGUUGUUUUGAAAGAGAAUUAUGAAACAGUAAUGAGGUUGAAUAAGCAGUCAACGGACUGUGUUCAAAAUCUUGAAGAUGCAUUAGAGAAGGAGAGAUCGGAGCACCAAUCGACAAAAUCUAAAAUUAUUGAAUUGAAUCGUAAAUUAGAAGCAAUGAGUGAUGAGAAACAACUCGUACAAGAUGAAAGGGACAUACUCAAGGAUAAGGUCAACGAGGAGAGGUCGAGGUGCAACUUGCUGGAGCGACAGCUCUGUGACGCUCAGACUCAAGUCGGUGAUCUUUUGAAGAGAUGCGAUACCAUGGACAACGAAGCGAAGACUCUCCGUAAGCACCUGGAGCUACAGAAAACCGAACUUAAGAGUCACUACCAGCAACAGCUGGAGGACGCCGUGCUGGGCAAGCUCCAGGAGUUCCAGAGGCAGCUCGACCUCGCCGAGCAGGACAUGGAGCUGGUCGCCAGAAAUAAGGAGACGGCCAUCGUCGAUACAUUCAAUAAACAGAUUGUAAGGAUCGAAGAGCAACACAAACUUGAAAUCAAUGUUUUAGAAGAGAAACAGAAAGAAGAGAUCAAACUGUAUAGAUUGCAACUCGCUCAAGCCAACGAGCAGAUUGGCCUAUUGGAGAGCCGGCUGGAGAGCUACCGGCGGCGGCGCGCGCGGCUGGCGGCGCAGCUGCACGGCGUCAUGCAGGCGCAGUGGCGGCAGGCGCUGCGCCUGCUCACGCACGGACACGCGCGCGCGGUGUCAGUGACGUCACCCGUACACGCACACACGCAGGCGGAGCACGCGCACACCGACUCACUCUUGGACAACGUCAGCGACCAAGAGCUGCAACAAUACGUUAAAAUGCUUCUUAUGAAGCCACCUAACUUCGAUACGGAUUCUCCCCCCGACCCGAUUGACCCUAAAGACCUGAACGAAGAACCGACCAGCGACAGACCGGACCGGCAAGAUAGGAGGGACAAGGUGAAACGAAGUCUUAACGCGUGCAAACCGCCGUGGAAAGCUUAGCCUUGAAUAAAUAGUUUUAUUGUGUUUUAUUUAUUUAAGUGGCUGUGGUAAGGCUCAUUUAAGUGACCGUUGGUACGUAUGCUGCAAUCGGGGAAUCCCCGCAGGCAUCGCAACCGCAAACCGUCAUUUGAAUUCCUUUUUUUUUUCGACCAAUGAAAUUGGUUCCUCAAGACCUUACAAGUCGAACCUAACUUACCCGAUCUUAGUUUCAAUUAAUAAAGUAAGUUGUUCGAAGUUUCAUAAUUAUGUUCCAUUUAUAAAUAAUUAUUAAGAAAUUAAGAAUGUUCGAGACAUAUUUAUAUCAAACUAACCAUUUCGUUAUACUUCGUUGCCUGUUACAAAGCCCUUUUAACAUGCAAUUUAUUUUUUUAAAAGGUAACGUUACUUUGAAAUACUUUAUGUUGACCGCCAUGUUUGUUUAGCUCCGUCCAUAUUGUGUUAUAUUUAAAUAUGCCGUCUUUACAGGAAAUUCACGUCAUUGUCAAGAGAGCGAAUCCAUAUUUCAUUUGUCUUAGACCUACUGUGUAGUAACCAAUUCGCUCCUCCGUGUUAUUAAUUAGUCAAAAUUGAACACUUUUUUUAUAAUAUGACGAUGAAAUUCAAUGUGAAAAACAUCUUUGUAUAUUAGAUUUAUUGUAACGUCAUAUAAACUACGUUUGCGUUUAUGACGCUUCUUUGUCUGUACUUUUAAUUUCUGAUAUUAAGAUUUGAAUAUGGAGUGAGUGUUGCCAUAAGCACAAUAUUGAUUUUAGAACCCAUGAUGGUGUUGGUGCUACCAUUGCGCAAGAAAUGUUUUAUAUUGCUUACUACGCUGAAGCGGUGGUGACCAUUUACAGGCAAGGGCAGUUUGUAAUUUAAUUGAAUAGAUAAACUGAAAUACAUAUCAAACAUUUUUUAUUUGUUAUAACAUUGUUAUAUAUUUUAAAAAAAUGUUUGCCUAAUUGUGUCCACAAUAAAAAAAGUUAUAUAAAGCAUUUAGAACUUCUAAAAGUAUAUAUUUAUUCAUAUAAUAUUUGAGUUACACUCUACUCAAAUUGGUAGAAUGAAACGUAAAGAAACAACGAGAUGAACAGUCAAAUAUAAUGUAAUUUUGCGUCAGUUGUGCGAAUGUGUUUGUAGUUCCGUUUUAUGUAAUGUUGCCGCAAUAAAAUAUUUUUUAAGAUGAAUUUUUUGAACAUUCCAUUAUGGUGUUAAUUAAAAUAUUAUUUAAUUA
This is a messenger RNA of Nymphalis io (European peacock), 4151 nucleotides long. It is a transcript of the gene Cnb, whose product is annotated as protein Daple. Lineage: Eukaryota; Metazoa; Arthropoda; Insecta; Lepidoptera; Nymphalidae. The transcript is spliced from 9 exons. Gene Ontology annotation, biological process: centriole replication; mitotic cytokinetic process; centrosome separation. Gene Ontology annotation, cellular component: centrosome; centriole. The coding region runs from base 290 to 2938 and encodes 882 amino acids. The record is from RefSeq and is a predicted model, not a curated record.